AUGGUUAAUGUACCGGGCUCCUUCUCUCAAUACGGGAUCCAGUAUGGGCAUGGCAAACCUUCUCACGCUUUGCAUUACGGUUCUCAACAACACUAUGAACACAAUCCUGAUUUCUUGUACGGUAACAGUCCCUUUUCCACCGGCGGUCCCAAUUUUCAAGAAGCGAUGCAACCGGGCCGAGUUCAUAACCGUGGCUUUCCUCCGGAAUUUCAUAGAUCUUUCACGGCACUGAACUUCUACCGUCCAGCUGGGAGCGGUUUCCAUUCCUCUUCACCUUAUGGCAAAUCUAGGAAGCGUUUCAGAGGCCAUAAUGGGCCGCCAAGAAACUUUGUGGACGACAGACCCCCCAGAUCAAAUGCGGCGAGUGGUGCGGCAGGCCCUAGUAACGCGCAGAAGAAGUAG
This is a messenger RNA of Puccinia triticina, 402 nucleotides long. RefSeq lists its product as uncharacterized. Bases 1 to 402 code for a protein of 133 amino acids. The transcript has a single exon. Lineage: Eukaryota; Fungi; Basidiomycota; Pucciniomycetes; Pucciniales; Pucciniaceae. The record is from RefSeq and is a predicted model, not a curated record.